UCCCCUUUUUAAUUUUCAAAUGAUCAUAUAAAUAUAGAUCGCAAUAGCCAAACAGUUAACAUACAAGUUCCGCUCAUCGUUGGGAGUAGACGCUACAUAAAUAUUCAAAAAUUAACCAUACAAAAAAUCAAAAUGACUAUUGAAAACGAAUUGGUGAAUCUUUGCAUUGACGAAAGUCCACCAAGGAACAAACCUUUGGUCGCGAAAUAUUUAAGGAGUUUCGCUUUUCCGGUGUUGUCAAAAUUAACGCCGUUUAACAUUUCUAAAACCGGAGGCUACUUAGUGGCGAAUAAAAAUUCAAUUUUACAAAAAUAUGGACCGGAAGCCGAAAGCGAUAUCAAUUCAGUACUGUUGAAAUUGGACAGUUUAAGAUCGGAAAUCUUGAGCAACAAACCGUUUAGAAAAUUGGAAUCCGAUAAUGUGGACGUCAAGAUUUGGAAUCAAGUUCUCGAGGAUUAUACCGACAAAGAUGGAAAGCGACCGACUUGGCUGUAUACCUUCUGGCUGUACGCCGAGUGUUACGUGCAUCGUCGUUUAUUCGAAGCUUUCGAAACUAGCGCGUAUCUGAAAGACUACGAUCCUUUUUACGAGCAAAAAAUGAAAUCUCUGGUAUCUUGCGAGGAUGCCAUGGGGUUCUUGGGCAACUUCUUAAUGGACUACUUCCAACGGACGGGCGUGCAAAAUCACCACCUACGAGAAGACCUACCAAAAAUCCUAAAGUGCUCUUUGUGGGGUAAUCGCUGCGAUUUGUCGCAGACCGGCGGCGACGCGAUCGCUCAGACCGAGAGUCCGUUGAAAAUGGUGGAAUCGUUGCAAGAACUAAUGCUAGUUGACGAAUCGCCAAAGAUAGUUGACUACCUUUGCAAGUUGGUGACCAACGGCCAGGGCGAUAAAAUUUUAGAUAUUAUACUGGAUAACGCCGGCUACGAGCUGUUCACCGAUCUGUGUAUGGCAGAUUGGCUAAUGACUUACAAACUUGUCAACAUUGUACGGUUUCAUGGCAAGUCCAUACCAUGGUUCGUGUCCGACGUAACACUCCGCGAUUUCGUUGCUACCAUAGAUUUCGUGGCGAACCAGGCCCAUACGGAAAACCUGAGACUAUUGGGCAAGAGAUGGGAAAGCUACAUGCAGUCAGGACUCUGGACGUUUGAAAGCGAACAAUUUUGGACGUUGCCGUUUACCUUUGACCAAAUCAAAAGCCUGGAUCCCCAAUUGUACGACAAGUUGUCCCAGUCGGUUUUGAUAAUUUCCAAAGGAGAUCUCAACUACAGGAAAUUGGUCGGCGACGUUUUCUGGGAGCCUACCGUGCCGUUUUCACAGGCCAUUGGUAGUUUCCAACCUUCGAAACUGAUAGCGUUGAGAACACUUAAGUCGGAUAUCACUUGUGGACUACCCGAAGGCUUGGCCGAACGUAUUUCUGAAACCGAUCCGGAUUGGUUAAAGAUUGGAAAAUACGCUGUCAUUCACGUGGCCGGUAUUUAAAACCGUAUUGUUAAUUAGCGUUUAGUUUAUAGGAAAACUUACAUUCUUAUGUAUAUUUUUUUUUAGUCACAAAAUAUUAUAAAUGUAUACGAAAAAGUUAAUCCUAUUUAUUAGAUUUUACCUGCGUUGUGUUUAAACUUCAAUAUUUUAAGCGUUUCGUGUGAGGUUAUUGUAGUUCUUAUAUACCCACCUAGUUUUACUUUUAUACUUUCAUUAGGCAGCAAAUUGGACCUUUUAAUUAUCAUUGUUCACAUAGUGUUACCAUUAAUUAUAAUUAUCACUGUACCUACACUCAUUUUUAAUUUUACUGAAACAACUAUAGUUUUUAAUAAUAUAUAUGUAACAUUUUAAUUAUUAUUAUAUAAAUAUAUCCUAUACAUUUACCAACGUGUUUUGUGAAUGACGAA
This is a messenger RNA of Adelges cooleyi (spruce gall adelgid), 1889 nucleotides long. Its product is annotated as damage-control phosphatase ARMT1-like. Gene Ontology annotation, cellular component: cytoplasm; nucleus. Gene Ontology annotation, biological process: DNA damage response. Bases 133 to 1482 code for a protein of 449 amino acids. NCBI's taxonomy places the organism in Eukaryota, Metazoa, Arthropoda, Insecta, Hemiptera, Adelgidae. The transcript is spliced from 7 exons. Gene Ontology annotation, molecular function: phosphatase activity. The record is from RefSeq and is a predicted model, not a curated record.